This is a messenger RNA of Pediculus humanus corporis (human body louse), 1626 nucleotides long. RefSeq names its product synapsin, putative. Gene Ontology annotation, molecular function: metal ion binding; ATP binding. Gene Ontology annotation, biological process: neurotransmitter secretion. The transcript has 8 exons. Gene Ontology annotation, cellular component: synaptic vesicle membrane; synaptic vesicle. The record is from RefSeq and is a predicted model, not a curated record. The coding region runs from base 1 to 1626 and encodes 541 amino acids. Lineage: Eukaryota; Metazoa; Arthropoda; Insecta; Psocodea; Pediculidae.
AUGGCAGGGGCCUACGGUACGCCACAAAGUCAAGGUCCACCGCCAUCCGGUGGUGGAACUUCUGCAACAGCCGGAGCUCCACCACCUGCUCCAGCCGGAGGUGACAUGUCUCUCAAUUUGAAUCCAAAAGCGAAAACGAUAAGCGCUCCAUCGAGUCCGGCAAAAUCUCGGGAAAGCCUUUUGCAAAGAGUUCAAAGUUUAACGGGUCAGGCAAAAGAACAGGGAGUGAGCAUUUUGGGGGGAGCCGUAUCAGCUGCUCAACAAGUUGCCAGACCUGCUUUUAACAAGGAUAGAUGCUUCACGUUGUUGGUCAUAGACGAUCAGAACACGGAUUGGUCGAAAUAUUUCAGAGGUAAAAGAAUUCAAGGGGAUUACGAUAUUAGAGUCGAACAAGCUGAAUUUAAAGAUUUGAACUUGGCAUCUAAUUCUGAUACUGGAACUGUUGUUUCAAUGGCGGUCUUCCGUAAUGGAACUAGAAUUGUAAGAUCUUUUCGCCCGGAUUUUUUGCUUAUUAGACAAAACCUUAGAGAUGCUGGAGAAGAUCAUAAAAAUUUGCUCUUAGGUUUUGAAUUUGGAGGAGUUCCAAGCAUCAAUUCCCUCCAGUCUAUUUACGGGUUUCAGGAUAAACCCUGGAUUUUCAGUCAUUUAUUACAAAUUCAAAGGAGAUUAGGAAAAGAAAAUUUUCCGUUAAUCGAACAAACUUUCUAUCCAAAUUACAAGGAAAUGUUAACCUGUACUAGAUUUCCUGUAGUCGUUAAAAUUGGACACGCUCACGGUGGAUUGGGAAAAGUCAAAGUAGACAAUAAUAAUGAUUUUCAAGAUAUGUCGUCGGUUGUUGCCGUAACCGGAAGUUAUGCAACCGCCGAACCUUAUAUCGAUUCAAAAUACGAUAUUCACGUACAAAAAAUCGGAACCAAUUACAAAGCUCUUAUGAGAAAAUCAAUAUCGGGUAAUUGGAAAACCAAUACAGGUUCAGCAAUGCUCGAACAAAUUCAAAUGCCUGAACGUUACAAGAAUUAUGUCGACGAAGUUUCCGAAUUGUUCGGUGGGUUGGAUAUUUGUGCAUUAGAAAUGGUCGUCGGUAAAGAUGGACGAGAAUACAUAAUUGAAGUUAAUGAUUCUGCUCUUACCUUGAUGGGUGACAGUCAAGAAGAAGAUAGAAGACACAUUGCUGAUUUGGUCGUGCAAAAAAUGCAGAUUCAAUGUAAGCCGGGAGGGCCAACGGUUGGAAGUGGCAUGACUAAAACUGCAAGUAGAUCAUCCGUAUCUAGCAGCGUCGGUGGAUUAAGUUCUCCGACAGAAGAUCCCCAAAGAUCAUUUGUCGAUCCGGCUUUACCAACCGAACACGGAUAUACUACGCAACCUGCUCAUCCACCGACUCUUCCAAGGCGAGAUUCCCAAGGUACGAUUUAUCAACAAAAACAAAUUUUCUCUUACCAUUUUUUUUUUAAUUCGGUUAAUUUAUUAUUAUUAUUAUUAUUAGCCUCCCAAUCAUCUGUGACAAGUUCUACGGGACCUAGAGCUCCCUUAGGAAGACAAAGUUCACAAACGCAAUUAACGGAAGAUUCAGAAGACACGAUGAAAAAUUUAAGAAAAACUUUUGCUGGAAUAUUUGGAGAUAUGUAA